GGUGGUGAAACGUGGUAAUCUAGUGCAAAAAUGGCUUUGACCGUCGUACCCUCGACCCGCGUUUUCAACGGAAACGUGGGGACGCAGGCCUACGUUUCCGGUUCCACAGGCACGAAAUGCCUUUGCUGCCCUUACGGCUACCACAUCGACCUGGACUUCGUGCGAUACUGCGAGGCGGUUGCAGCAGGAAGUGCCGGCGACAGGUCUAGCAUCGAGAGACGCAAGAAAAGGGAACGUCGGAGGCAAUGUCAAUCGAUGGAAGUUCUACUUGGCCUGGUGAGUCCAGCCCUGGUCGGAAUAGAGGCCGAACUGCCUAAAAUACUACAAGAACCUGCGACGACGAAUGGCGUGACUACUUUGCCGAGGUCGAGCUACGACAAGCAAGGGUACACGCAACAAUCAACGGCCCUCGACCUCAGCGACGUCGUGGGCGACUUCGAGGCGACCCUGAAACGAUCCUCCAGGUCGACCACAUCCUCUGAUAAACAGGAACGAACGGAGAACGAUGGAACGAACACGGCGACGCCAGUGCAGAACAACGCGCAAACCGAGCACCAAGGGGGUGAUUUUGACAACGCGAGCGUCGGCAGCGGAAACUCGAAUCUCAGCACCGGCGCGCUACAGAACAUCCGAGAGCAAAUGGCUGCAUCGUUGGAACGGAUGAAAGAGCUGGAGGAACAGGUCAAGGCGAUUCCCACGUUGCAGGUGCAAGUGUCAGUUCUGAAAGAGGAGAAGCGAACUCUGCUGCGACAAGUGGACGAGCUGAGCAAGAUGAGCCCGCGCAACGAAUGCGUGUUGCACAGGUACCGGAGCCAGUCGUUCUCGGAACAACGCGGCUCCCAGCGAAAUCCGAAGAACGCGGCCACGCCAACCAGAGACAUGGGAACGAUGUGUGGAGUGAUGACACGGGACGUCGGUGUUUCACACCAGCAGGUUCGAACACGAGAUAUCGGCAUGAUAACUAGCACGCCGAUAAAGCAGUGCCUGCAACGGAGUCGAUUGCAGAUCGAAGAAAUCGUACCUGAAAUCAAAGACCAGAGCACGUUGUUCGACGACAGGACACCGUCGAGCCUCGACAAGCUCUACUCGAGCGAUUCUCGCGACAGUUGGAGGUCGACCUUAACCCGUAGCCGACUGAUGUACGAGGAAAUAACACCGGAAACGAAGAUGACUAGGAGUCGUCUGAUGAGAAGCCCGCUUCAAAUGGAAUCGAUACCUCCAACCAGUCCGAAAUUGCUCAGAGAUUUGAAAAAGUUUCGCGAUAUUGGAAUCAACACGAGGAAUAAGCUGAAAGAUUUGGUACACAGUCAAUUUAUAAUCGAGGACAUAGCACCGGAAAUAAAGAAAGAAGUGAAGAAAAGAUCUUGCGGAACAACGACUAGUUUAAACAUGAAGGACGUAUUAACGAAAGAUGAUAUUGCGAUUAUCGUGGAUGACGCUCUGAGCACCUAUAAGAGUACCCUGAUGAAAGAUACAAUUUCUAGGGGUUGUCAAUGUACCCCAGAACCUCUUAAAAUGAUCGAGAAGAGGGAUCAGUUCGUCCAGGUGGCGGAACCGUUUAAAAUGAGAACGAACGUGGGAAUAAUGGUGAAGCCCAGGGUGUCUGAAAUUGGAAUUGAGGUUAGAACUGGUCCAGGAACGAGAAGCAUCGCUGUUGGUCCUGAUCCACUUGCUGUUCAAUCGUUAUCGUUGCAUUCGAUGAACUCGAGAAGUCAUUCGUUUAAUUACGGCGACACUAAGGUGAAAAGAAAGACCACGAAGUCUGUGAGUGUUAUGGUAGACGAUUUGAUAAGGACAACGGUGAAGAGUACCGAUACCACCGGUCUGGCGCCUAAGAAACGUGAGUUCGGUACGUCGCCGAUAAAAAAGAAAUUCACAGACGUCUCGGUCGGGGAGUCGAUAAAACCGCACAUUUCUAUCUCGUGCGCGGCCAAUUAUUGCGAUAACUGUAAGGAGACGAUAAAAAAUUUGGCGAAGCAGAUUGUCAACAACGCGGAGAAUUAUAUGAAUCAUCAGAACACGAAUCUCGUCUCAAGAAUACCAAGGCCGUCUCAUAUACCACUGAACAACGCGCUAGAUCAUAGAAGACAGUUUAAAAGGCAGGAUACGUACACGAAAAUACCGGCUGCUGGUGUGAUAAGAUACGAUUCCGAUAACAAGGAACAAUAUGACAACAGUAAUCGUAUCCAACAAUUACAAGGGGAGAAAAAAAAAGAUGAGAAGUCAGAGGAGAUAUACGCAACAGAAAAGCAAUCAGAUAUUGAAGAGAAACAUGAGCUCCCUGAAUCUGCAUUGUUUCAACCAAUUCAAGAGAAACCUAGAAAGAAGGUUGAACCUUCAAAGGAAAUGCAGGCCGCCAUGAAGGUUCUGAAUGAUAGCCUUAAAAAAUCUCCUAGCAAAAAUAUCUCUCAUCAAAUGAAAAAUGCUAUCAAUAUCAUCCAACAGGAAUGGUUUAAAAUCUCAAGCACAGUGAAUGCUAAUCCUUUAGAGGUGGAAGAUUACCUAGAUUGUUUCGAGGAAUAUUCCAGUUCUUUAUUGGAAUACAUUGUUAACAUGACCGACUCAAGUGGGAACACUGCAAUGCAUUAUGCAGUCUCCCAUGGAAAUUUCGAUGUUGUAUCUAUACUUCUUGAUUCAAAAGUUUGCGAUAUUAACAAAGCAAAUAUGGCUGGAUACACAGCUGUGAUGUUGGCAGCUCUUGCUGAAGUUAGAAAUUCCACUCAUGCAUCAGUGGCUAACAGGUUGUUUCAACUUGCUGAUGUUAAUAUCAGAGCAAAAUUGCAUGGUCAAACUGCCUUAAUGUUGGCAGUAUCUCACGGUCGCAAAGAUAUGACCCAAUUACUUCUGGAUGCUGGAGCAGCAGUCAACAUUCAAGAUGAAGAUGGCAGUACAGCUUUAAUGUGCGCCGCCGAACACGGGCACACAGAAAUCGUACGAUUAUUACUCGCACAUGCAGACUGUGAUCCAUCGAUCCUUGAUGUAGACGGUAGUUCCGCUCUAAAAAUCGCGUUAGAAGCGGGCAAUCGAGAUAUCGGCGUGUUACUUUACGCUCACGAGCGCGUGAAUCGAGGAACAAGUCCAUAUUCUUCGAUGAGACGAAGUAGAAGAGGUUCCAAACCAACAACACCUACCGGACCCUCCCCAUCCGCCCCAGUAAGCCCAGCUCCAUCCCGAAGAAUUCAUUCAUCAACCGUUUCCCUGAACACCUCAAAAUAUUCUGCAAAAUAAUUUACGAAACAUUUA
Molecule: messenger RNA, 3243 nt
Organism: Habropoda laboriosa
Lineage: Eukaryota; Metazoa; Arthropoda; Insecta; Hymenoptera; Apidae
Gene: Kank
Product: KN motif and ankyrin repeat domain-containing protein 3
Exons: 9
Coding region: 31-3228 (1065 amino acids)
Biological process (GO): negative regulation of actin filament polymerization
Cellular component (GO): cytoplasm; cytoskeleton
Molecular function (GO): protein binding
Source: RefSeq, a predicted model, not a curated record